AUGGCGUUCGUGCAGAAAGGCAUCAAGAACAUUCUCCAGAAAAACCCAAACGAUGUUGUCAUUCUCUCUGCAUUGCGAACCCCAGUAACAAGGGCAAAGAAAGGAGGCUUGCGAGACGCAUACGACCAUGAGAUGCUCGGUGCUGUCCUCAAAGCAACGAUCCAAAAGUUCCCCAAUCUCGAAACCUCGAAAAUCGACGAUGUCUGCAUCGGAACUGUCCUCGCUGAGCUUGGUGGCUCGAAAGCUGGCCGCAUGGCCGCCAACCACGUCGGCAUUCCCACAAGCACAUCAUUCAGCACGGUCAACCGGGCUUGCGCAUCCGGACUUUCCGCCAUCACCUCGAUCGCAAACUCAAUUGCCGUCGGACAGAUCGAUGUCGGCAUUGCGGGCGGCAUGGAGAGCAUGACGCGCAACUACGGCACAAGAGCGAUUCCAGUGGAGCUGUGGCCUGAGAUGAAAGAUAGUCCUGUGAAGGAGGCGAGAGAGUGCAUCAUGAACAUGGGCAUCACGUCUGAGAACGUUGCUUCCCGCUACGGUGUCAGCAGAGCAGACCAGGACGCGUUUGCCGCAGAAUCACAGCACCGUGCAGCCAAAGCGCAAUCCUCGGGUCUCUUCGACCAGGAGAUUGUCCCCGUUACAACGCGCUGGAUUGAGCCCGAGACGCCCGAGAAUGUGAAGAGUGUCACGGUCACCAAAGACGACGGUAUUCGCGCAAACACCACAGUCGAGAAGCUUGCCUCGAUGAAACCUGCGUUCAAAUCCGACGGCACAAGCACAGCAGGAAACAGCAGCCAAGUCAGCGAUGGCGCGAGCGCAGCGCUCAUGAUGCGCCGUUCUGUUGCUGCAGAGCUGGGGCUGACCAGCCACAUCAUUGGCAAGUGGGCGGGUACCCAGGUCGUUGGGUGUCAACCGGACGAGAUGGGUGUUGGGCCUGCGCUUGCGAUUCCCAAGCUGCUGGAGUACACGGGCGUUUCCAAGGACGAGGUGGAUACCUGGGAGAUCAACGAGGCGUUUGCAAGUCAAGCGCUGCACUGCAUCAGGACCUUGGGCUUGGAGAACAACAUGGAUAAGAUCAACCCCAACGGUGGUGCUAUUGCGCUGGGCCACCCGCUGGGCGCGACGAGUGGACGCAUGCUGGCGACUAUGCUCAGCGAGAUGGGACGCAGUGGGCAGCAGGUUGGUGUUAUCAGCAAGUGCAUCGGUACGGGUAUGGGCAUGGCUAGUUUGUUCGUGCGCGAGCACUGA
This is a messenger RNA of Ascochyta rabiei, 1245 nucleotides long. Its product is annotated as Acetyl-CoA C-acyltransferase. Gene Ontology annotation, cellular component: peroxisome. Gene Ontology annotation, molecular function: acetyl-CoA C-acyltransferase activity. Gene Ontology annotation, biological process: fatty acid beta-oxidation; phenylacetate catabolic process. The transcript has 2 exons. NCBI's taxonomy places the organism in Eukaryota, Fungi, Ascomycota, Dothideomycetes, Pleosporales, Didymellaceae. The record is from RefSeq and is a predicted model, not a curated record. The coding region runs from base 1 to 1245 and encodes 414 amino acids.